AUGGUUGCAGAAAUGGUGUCUUAUGCACAAAGAGAAAAGGUAUACAGCGUGGGUUCUUUUUUCCCUUUUUUUCAUUGUUUUGAUUUCGCGUCUUUUUAAGCGAUGUUUUAAGGGUUUUCCAACUCAAGUCAUCUGACCCAAUGUUUAAUUGAUUUCUAUUUUCACAGGCAGUUGCAAAUACACACCGAGAAAUGAACAGGGCGUUCGGACAGAGGCUGAGUGAAAUGAUGAUGACAGAAUCUCCUUUGCGGGAUCAGCAAGACAACUCAAAACAACGCGUUUCAGUUGAAGAGAUCGUAUACAACGAAAAAUUUGUAUACAUGAACCGGCUUUCAGAGGCUAGGAUAGAGACUGAAAAAUUAUUACAUUCCUCCGAUUUGUCCAAAGUCCAAAAAAGUCGCAUAUGGAGAGGGAAAUCUCAAAUAUGUUAA
Molecule: messenger RNA, 431 nt
Organism: Porites lobata
Lineage: Eukaryota; Metazoa; Cnidaria; Anthozoa; Scleractinia; Poritidae
Source: the annotation of a GenBank genome assembly